GUCGGCAACCUCCGACCCGGCGCGGGCAUAAUAAAAAGCACCCCCAGCUCACUCUCCUGGCAGCCAAGCGCACACAGGCACACUCUGCUCCAAGAAGCUACUAGCAACCAUAGCCAUGGAGAUGGUCCUGGACUGGCGCUCGCUGGGCUCCCUGCUAGCGACCGUCGUGGUGUUCCGCACGGCGCUGCGCGACUUCCUGCCGCCGGAGGCCGAGGCGCUGCUGCGUCGCUUCAUCGCGUGGGUCGCCGCCGCGUUCCGCCCGCCCCGCGACACCAUCCUCAUCGACGAGGCGGACGGGCCAACGGGGGGCGCCAACGACCUCUACGACUCGGCGCAGCUCUACCUGGGCGCGCGCUGCCUCGCCACCGCGCCGACGGUCCGCCUCCACAAGCCGCGCCAGUCGCCGCGCCCCGUCGCGUCGCUCCCGGACUCGCACACCACCCACGACACCUUCCGCGGGGUCCAAGUCAAGUGGACCUCCACCGCGCGCGCCGUCGACCGCGGCUCCGGCGGCGGAGGCGGGGGUGGGUACGGUAACCCGUACAACAUGUUCGGCCGCGGCGGCCAUGGCGGCGACCAGCGCGGCCUCGAGCUCCAGUUCCCGCGCCAGCACCGGGACCUCAUCCACCACCACUACAUCCCGCACCUCAUCGACGAGGCCACCCGGAUGCGGCUCAAGUCGCGGGAGCGACGGCUCUACACCAACCGCGCCACCGGGCCCGGCGACGACCACCACCGCCUCUGGACGUCGCACGCCUUCUCGCACCCGUCCACGUUCGACACGCUCGCGCUCGACCCGACGCUCCGCGAGGAGAUCCGCGCCGACCUGCUGCGCUUCGCCGCGCGACGGGACCACUACGCGCGCGUCGGCCGAGCAUGGAAGCGCGGGUACCUGCUCCACGGCCCGCCGGGCACGGGCAAGACCAGCCUCGUCGCCGCCAUCGCCAACCUGCUCGAGUUCGACGUCUAUGACCUGGAGCUCACCACGGUGCCCACCAACUCACACCUCCGCCGCCUGCUCGUCUCCACCACGCCCAAGUCCGUCGUCGUCGUCGAGGACAUCGACUGCUCCCUCGACCUCUCCGACCGCAACAAGAAGAAAAAGAAGGGCGGUCUUGGCGCCGGGGGCAACGGCGGUGCCGACAACGACGAAGACGCCGCGGCGCAGCUCGCCGUCAUGUCGAUGUCGCCGGCCGCCGCCGCGGCCAUGGCCGUAAUGGGGCGGGAAUCCAUAAGCCUCUCCGGGGUGCUCAACUUCGUGGACGGCCUCUGGUCGUCCUGCGUCGGCGAGCGCCUGAUGGUGUUCACGACCAACCACCCGGAGCGCCUGGACCGGGCGCUGCUCCGCCCGGGCCGCAUGGACAAAAAGAUUGAGCUCGGCUACUGCACGCCACCCGCGCUGCGCGUGCUCGCCAAGAACUACCUCGGCGUCGGCGACGAGGGCUGCGAGGACGCCGAUGAGGACCCCGACACCGUGAACACCCUCAUGGCCGAGGCCGAGGGCCUGCUCGCCCCCGACGAGGUACAAAUCACGCCCGCCGACAUCGCCGAGGUGUUCAUGGGCUGUGACGGCGCUGGUGCCGCCGCCGGGCUGAGGAAGCUUGUGGGCGAGCUGCACCGGAGGCGGGAUGCUGCCGCGGCCACGGCCGUAGUAGCACCGGGUGAGGAGACGCCGGAGUGAAAGCCAGCCAGGGAUCCUACGUGGCGCGCAACCAUGCAUGGCUGCCUAGUCAGCUUCCAUUACUUUGACGCCUUGACGGUGGUUUGUUUAUGAGUCGUGACGGUGCCCCUCUAUUGUAGUACGCAUGGAGUUUGCCUUUUUUUUUUUCGUUUCUGUAUUGUAACUUUGUAAGUACGUAUGGAGCCCGGAGUUAUUAUUAUUAGGAAAUAAUGGACGUUGAUUACCCAGGCACAAACAAUACAUUUUACAUGACAGAGCUCGCAUAAUGCAUGCACAUGAUGCACUGCACCGAUGGUUU
Molecule: messenger RNA, 1979 nt
Organism: Sorghum bicolor (sorghum)
Lineage: Eukaryota; Viridiplantae; Streptophyta; Magnoliopsida; Poales; Poaceae
Product: AAA-ATPase At3g50940
Exons: 1
Coding region: 116-1681 (521 amino acids)
Molecular function (GO): ATP hydrolysis activity; ATP binding
Source: RefSeq, a predicted model, not a curated record